Molecule: messenger RNA, 1197 nt
Organism: Thlaspi arvense
Lineage: Eukaryota; Viridiplantae; Streptophyta; Magnoliopsida; Brassicales; Brassicaceae
Source: the annotation of a GenBank genome assembly
AUGGCGAAACUUUUCGGUUGUGCAAUUAACGUUGAGGCAGAGGAAGAAGGAGGUGGUGGUAGCUCAAUCCCCAGGGAGGUUCCUCGAUCUGGUAUCCAACCGGACGGCGAAGCUAUGGGUUUUCCCGUUUGUUUUCCUCCGGUCAGUCAGAGGGAAAUCAAUCCAUAUUUCCGUUUCUUAGAGUCGAAUUCAGAUGCUGGAUCGGCUUCUAUGGAUUCGGAAUCCGAUCUGCAGAAUUGUUUCAUCGAUUUCUUUGAUCGAGAGUCGUACGAGAUGGAGACGGUAGGUGAGUUUUACAUGAGCCCGAAUCAGAGGCUAAGUAGUUCCGAUGAUUUCAAUUUCUGGGGACUUGACGACCCGGAGGAGGAGAUAGAAUUAGGGCUCGGAAUCGGGUUUGGGUCCGGGUCAGGGUCAGGGUCGGGUGAGAUACGCGGUGAUUCAGGUUGGAUAGGGCUUACCGGGGAUAGGGAAAUUGAUGCGGGUCAGGUCGAAGUUGGUACGGGUCUUACUCCUGUUGAGGAUGAUCUAUUUGGCGAGGAAUCUGGUACGGAUCUAUCUCCUGUUGGCGAGGAAGCAGCCAUGGUGGCUGAUGAAGAACUGGAAUGGGAGGAUUUGCAGAACGGGAUAAGCUGGGUUCAGGAACCUGUCCAAGUUAGGCUUUUUAGCGUGGAAGAAGAAGAAGAAGAAGAUGGUGAGGAGCUGUCUUUGGCAUCCAGGGAUGGUGAUCGAGAAUGGGAGGUUUUGUUACCCGUUAUCAAUGUUGGUUUCUUUGAAGAAACUGAAGAUAUCAUAGCAGCCUCUGAUCUAAUGGAUCUGGAAUACGGCGUUUUUCUAGAUGGUUUAUAUGAAUAUGGAGAAAAUGAUGGAGAUUACGAUGAUGUGUUGGCACGAACGUUCGAUGACGAAGUAACGGGAAGUCCUCCGGCGUCGAAAAGAGUGGUGGAUGAGCUUCCGGUAGUGGAAGUGAGCAGCGGGAACAUGGCUUGCGCAAUCUGCAAAGAUGAGAUAGUGGCGGAGGAGAAAGUGAAGAGGCUGCCUUGUAGGCAUUACUAUCAUGGAGAGUGCAUAAUACCUUGGUUAGGGAUCAGGAACACAUGCCCGGUUUGUCGGUAUGAGCUGCCUACUGAUGAUCUUGAGUAUGAAAGUCGUAGGAGAUCACAAAGGCUUGCGGCAAGGAGGGACCUGAUGUCCGAGUAG